AUGACUCCACCCACUUCUCUAAACGAAAAACCUAGCGCCCAGGCGUCUUCGGGCACUCAAAGCACGCCUCCGAAGAAUCGAUCUAACUCCAAUCCGCUGGAAGCUCGCAAAGUCGGCUACAAGGAGGCAAGGAAUAUCAUGGAAGUCGAACUGAGAGGUCACUGGGUGGGGCCGAUGCCCUACAAUGAGUUCAUGGAAAAGUUCAUGAGCACUGACGAUCCCGCUCCCGUCGGCGUCGUCGACGAAAAUUACUUCGCCACUAUCCCAACAGAACCAGAAAAUAAGAUGUAUCUCCCCUUCAAGUGGUUAAACGGGUAUCGCAAGGCGGAUACGGAGAAGAUAUCUGACGACAAGCCAACGAAUUUCGAGAAGCUGGACCUGUACAUCGAAGUCAAGACGAACGUCUUCCCGUUCUCGGAUCCCAAACCGAAUUGUAGCCCCGAAGAGCGCCAGAAGCACCAGUUUGAGAACCGUGGUGAUCUUGCGGAGGACUGUCGUGGUCAAAUCGGACUGGUGAUGGCCGAGAUAUGUGCGCGUCAGUAUCGCACUCAUUCGUUCAUGGUCUUCCUGAACCACAAGGAGGUGCGAUUUCUGUACAACGACCGCAGCGCGAUCGUCGUCACCGAAGCGAUCGACUACCGCACGGAGUCGAAGAAGCUGGCCGAGUUUUUCUGGCGAUAUUCUCGCAUGAGCGACGCGCAGCGUGGCAUGGACACCUCUGUACGCCCUUCGACCCCCGAAGAAAUUGGCAAGGCGGAAACUGCGUUGGCUCCAUACCUCCCUCGUGGCGAGACUCCCCGUCCCUACAUCACCCUCAGUGUCCCAACUGCAGAUGGGGCUGAGCGCCUGGUCGUCGGAAGAGACUGUAUGAUGGAGCCUGACUCUGUGACUGGACGUGCGACGCGGGCUUUCCCUGUGUACGACUUGAAGACGGGGAAGAUCGAGUUUCUGAAGGAUACUUGGCGAGUGGACCUUCCAGGGAUGGACAAGGAGUCCGACAUUCUCAAGGAGCUUAACGAGAAGCAGGUGCGGAACGUGCCUGUGUUCGUCGACGGCGGCGACGUUCUUGGAUCGCGCCAGACUACUGUCUCGCAUGAGUUCGAGAAUGCGUCCUGGCGUGCAGGACGUCUUGCGGUCCUCGUUCCUCGAGCCCAUAAUCGAUUCCUGGAGAACUUUAUUGGGAAGCGUCUUUCGAAAUUCACAAACGCAAGGCAGUUCCUUAUAAUUGUGAUGCACGCUAUUGAAGCUCAUCACGAUGCUCUCUAUCUUUGCGGCUUCCUCCAUCGCGACAUCAGCGACAACAACAUCAUGAUCACCAACGGUGGUCGUGGUAUCCUCGGCGACUGGGAUAUGGCCAAGAGGGUUGGUAUUCCUGGACAGAAGCCUCCUGACCCAAUUCCAGGUGCUAGGCACACCUAUCGAACGGGAACCUGGUACUUCAUGUCAGGCCUUCUUCUCAUGAAUCCAUACAAGCUACACACCCUUCAGGAUGACUUGGAAUCAUUCUUCCACGUCAUCCUUUACUACUCCCUUCAGUACCUUCCACAUAACAAACAACUCGAUGAGGUCCAAUACGUCAUCACCGAUAUCUUCAAGCAAUGCCGAUACCAGACUUUUACUGGCCUAUACAUCGGUGGGACGGGAAAGCAAAGCAUGCUAUUGUUCCCGACCUCUGUCGGUGCCCUCACAUUGACGGACAACGAACCCUUGACUGAAUGGAUUCUCUCGGCCCAGGCGGCCCUGAAAUCAUUCUACUUGUAUGUCUGCACCGUAUCGGACAGUCACCCAGGCGCCGGAAAUUCCCCCGCCAUCUUCCCUCCUGAUGCGCAUAAGCUAGCGGACCACACCUACUUCCUACACCUGUGUGCAACUGCCCUUGCGGUACCUGACGCAGCAUGGCCGGACAACCGCAACCUCGAGAUGUUGGUUCCUCAUCUUCCAAUCAAGACAACCAAAAGAGUACCAGUGCUCAAACGCACGGCCGACGGCGAGCCUGCUAGUGAUGACCUGCCGGCGCCGAAGAAAGGUAGAGCGACCGGUUCUGAACUGGAUGUUGCGCAUAAGCCACCUUAUAUCGUUUUACAGAUCCUUGUUCGUCUAGGUUUCAAUCCAUUAAUUUCCAACUCGUAA
Cyclocybe aegerita is the source of this 2130-nucleotide messenger RNA. The record is from the annotation of a GenBank genome assembly. NCBI's taxonomy places the organism in Eukaryota, Fungi, Basidiomycota, Agaricomycetes, Agaricales, Hemipholiotaceae.